UCCGUAGCGGAUACGCUUCAGGCUUCAAGUCUGAAAACGCUUCAAACACACAACACAGCAUCAAGCAAGCAAUCCGAUCGGCUCACCCUUAGCAGCGAACCGCCUCCUCGCAGACCAACUCAAUGGAACGGGUAGCCAUGUCCCAGUCAAUCACGAGUCAACUAUCCGCCUGUGCUGCUGUGAAAACAGCGAUUGGCUCGGCGCAGCAACAUGCCGCCGCGCCGCAGCCGCACUCGCGGUUCCUGGGCUCGCGCAACCCGCUCGUGUCUUCCUCCGCGUCCAGCCUCUUCGCGGGAGAUCGUCGGGUGCUCUCAAGCCCCAGCCACUGCAGGCCAUGCGGGGGCUCCGCCGCCGCUGGCGCAAGCAGCAGCGCUUUCCCCUCCGCCACGGCGCGCGCGGCUUCCGCGGCGGAGGCGGAGAACGACAGCAACCCCAUGCGCGAGUGGCUGCAAGGCAGGACCGCCCACGGGGAACAGCAGACCCAGCAGGGUUCAGGGUUUAACACCAUGGACGCGGAAGACUCCGUGAGGGACGGCGAGGGCGCCACGUGGCGAGAAGAGUGCGGAGUGGUGGGCAUCUGGGGCGAUCCCGACGCGGGGAGGCUGUGCUAUCUUGCGCUGCACGCGCUACAGCACCGCGGGCAGGAAGGCGCGGGGAUCGUGACUUGUAGCGGGAACGGGCGGCUGCGGUCCGUGACGGGGAUGGGCCUCGUUGGCGAGGUGUUCGACUCCAACAAGCUUGCUGAGCUGGAAGGGUCCAGCGGCAUCGGCCACGUCAGAUACGCCACGGCGGGCGCGUCCGUGCUGAAGAACGUGCAGCCGUUCGUGGCGGAGUACCGCUUCGGCCCCACAGCCGUGGCGCACAACGGCAACCUGGUGAACCACCGCAAGCUGCGGCACCGCCUGGAGGACGCGGGGUCCAUCUUCAACACGUCGUCCGACACCGAGGUGAUCCUGCACCUGAUCGCCAUGUCGACCGCGCGCCCGUUCAUCGCGCGGCUCGUCUCCGCGUGCGAGCAGCUCGAGGGCGCGUAUUCGCUGGUGUUUCUGACGGAGGAUAAGCUCGUGGCGGCGCGCGACCCGUACGGGUUCCGCCCGCUGGUGCUGGGGCGGCGGAGGGACACGGGCGCGGUGGUGGUCGCGUCGGAGACGUGCGCGCUGGACCUGAUUGGCGCGGAGUACGAGCGGGAGGUGAACCCGGGGGAGGUGGUUGUGGUGGACGGCAGCGGUGUGAGCUCCAUGUGUCUGAUGCCCAAGAUGCCGCGCAAGGCGUGCGUCUUCGAACACAUCUACUUCGCGCUCCCGCACUCGGUUGUCUUCGGACGAUCCGUGUACGAGUCGCGCUACAGCUUCGGGCGCAUCCUGGCGCGCACGGCGCCGGCGGAGGCGGACGUGGUGAUCGCGGUGCCGGACAGCGGCGUGGUGGCGGCGCUGGGGUACGCGGCGGAGGCGGGCGUGCCGUUCCAGCAGGGGCUCAUCCGCUCGCACUACGUGGGCCGCACCUUCAUCGAGCCGUCCCAGGGGAUUAGGGACUUCGGGGUUAAGCUGAAGCUGGCUCCGGUCAAGGCUGUGCUCAAGGGCAAGCGUGUGGUGGUGGUGGACGACAGCAUCGUGCGCGGCACGACGAGCAGCAAGAUUGUGCGGCUGGUGAAGGAGGCGGGCGCCACCGCCGUGCACAUGCGCAUCGCGUGCCCGCCCAUCACCGGCUCCUGCUACUACGGUGUCGACACGCCCUCCAGGGAGGAGCUGAUCUCCUACCGCCUGAACAUCGAGGAGACGCGCAAGUUCAUCGGAGCCGACUCGCUCGCCUUCGUCCCCCUGGAGGACCUGCACUCGGUGCUGGGCGACGACGCCCCCACGUUCUGCGACGCCUGCUUCUCGGGCGCAUACCCCGUGCCGCCUGAAGGGAUGGGCGACGGCAAGGGGCUCACCGGCGGGCGGCUGCUGGAGGAGUCGGAUGCGGAUGUGGUGGAGGCGGAGAUUGAGGCGGCUACUGCUGCCGCCGCUGGUGCUUGAGUCGGGUGCUUUGAGGUGGCUGCUGUGGCUGUUCUGAAGUUCUAGGCUUCCCAGGCGUUUUGGGGAGGGUAGUUGGGGUGAGGAGUCGCAAUGCAGUUGGGGAUGGAGAGAGGAGAUGGCGGAGCAAUUGGGAUUUACAAUCUGAUUCCAGUAUUUCUUUCGAUUUUACUUCAAUGGUAUCGUUGGUCAUGUGCUAGUUCAAAACAUGAUUUCUGUUCAACUAGUGCCGAAUAUGGAGUACACGAAGUCUGAUUUGCGUACUUAUGAGAUGAAUCUAGU
Molecule: messenger RNA, 2294 nt
Organism: Closterium sp. NIES-67
Lineage: Eukaryota; Viridiplantae; Streptophyta; Zygnematophyceae; Desmidiales; Closteriaceae
Source: the annotation of a GenBank genome assembly